AUGGCGACCUCACAUUCUUCUGCUACAUCGACCACUCCGUCGCGCAACGGCAACGGUCGUGUCACAUCACCAGACACGACGCCUUGCACAUCGCAAGCGCCUGUCGCAACCCCACCUAAGAGGCACCCGCACCGCAUCUACCAGCCAGCCAAGAAUUCCCUUUACGACGUCUUUCAGCAACAUGCUGGCACGGCGCUCUUUGUGCGCCCCAUCUGCUGGACUGAUUUGCAUGCUCAACUCCUCGGUGUGAGAUGGGAGGAACUACCACCAUGCGAUACACCUCAGCCUACGAUAUCCCCAGCUACGCCACCUUCGCGAGGGCAUCUCAGUCCGUCGAAUACAAUCAUCAUUCUUAGCAACGCGCUCACACAGAUUCUUCUGCCCGACCCGAUGCACCCUAUCUUCACCUCCAUUGCCGUCAAGACAGCCCUCAUGACACUAUGGCCUAAAGCCUUU
Molecule: messenger RNA, 456 nt
Organism: Fusarium redolens
Lineage: Eukaryota; Fungi; Ascomycota; Sordariomycetes; Hypocreales; Nectriaceae
Exons: 1
Source: RefSeq, a predicted model, not a curated record